CCACUGCUUGUCUGUCUGCGAGUAUCACCUCAUGUAACAGUCAAACAACGCGCGUAAGAAAGCAUCUACUAGAGACAACAAAUCUGCAAUGGAGAAAUCUGUGUUCACUGUUUUAGUUAUCUGCCUCUUUGGUCUGGCUGAAGAGAUUGGAGGAACAGUUUGCACGAUCACACAAGAGCCGGACCCAAACUCACUUAAUCGAUAUCGUUGGAUGAUUCCUGUUAAGAAUCCAUGUCUUUGCACCGAGGUCUGGAUGGGAGGGGUGUUUACUCGAUCAGCCGUCAGACCGUUUAAGACAACAUAUCUUAACACCUUUCUUCACAGCGAAGACUUCGAGGAGGUCCAGAACUGGAUGAAUUGCUCUUGCUCGUUUAUUGCUCCAGCCUCCAAGCCUCACCGUUUCACGUUCAUCCUGCAACCUUUGACGAUGCCUUUUCGUUUGAAUUUCAAACUGAAAUCUGCACGUGAGCCGCUUGUAGCCCUUUCGGAAGGCAUGACAGAAAACUUUAUCUUUGCCGAGAUCAAUAUUGGUGGAUGGGGGAAUACCAAAUCAGUCAUCAGACCGUGCCAGUCAGAAACAGGUGGGGGCAGGUGUAAAGUCGUGCAGGUUCAACACGUUGAGACAGGCAUCGUCAGUGGUGAUGAAUACCGCUUCUUUUGGAUCGAGUUCAAAGAGGGUGUGGUCAGGGUUGGUAAAGGAGGACAAGAGGAGGCUUUCUUGAAGUGGGACGCUGGCUCCUCUCUCAAACGUGUACUAACCCAAGUGCAUAUUGGCAUAGCGUCAUGGCAUAUUGCUAACUCAGAAUUUGUAUUUUUUCAGUACUGUUAAAAUGAUUGUUUGCAUUAUGACAUCAUAGCAGUUCAGUCUGCCAUCGGUCACUAAUCUUGUUUAUCUUGAAGCACGAGUGGUAAAAAUCAAAGUUGAAACCUCUAUGUGGUCGACAUCGCUUUUGGGUGCAAUUGCCUCUGUCGUCAUUGCAAAAUGCAAAAUAGUUUCUGUAACGUCUCUCGCAAUUUAUGAACGAUAGCACGAGCCUCAAAGAUAUCGAUCCGCAACGGAGAAACAGACUUCACUCAUGAAUUACCGUUCCAAUCAAGGGUGCGGUGCUUGCGUCUGCAAAAUUGUCGAUCACGUGAGGGCGCUAAGACAGGAAACCGUCACAACUCUGGUAGGCCGAUGUACGGAUCCCUGAAUUCCCUCUAAAAAGUGACUUUUGUGGGUCAUCUCUGAGAGUCAAUACAUUUUCAAUGAUUUUUUUUUUUGAGGUUGGAGAAUAUGAAUUUUUAUACUGGCACUCCCGAAAUAUGACCCAUUAAAUAUGCACACCCUUUCAAAUGUAGUUUUCUCACAAAUUGUUGGUCACUGUAGUUUGUAGAUGUGACAGGGCUUUUUUAUAAUCUGAAGGAAUUUUCCACUAAAAUGUUGUUCAAGUAGGUAGAAAUUUAAAAAUAUUGUGCCAUCCUGCCCAACAACUGUGCAAUUUAAAAUAUGGGGAUGCUAUUUGAUAAUAAGUUGUGCCGAAUGAAAAAGAUGCACACGUCUUUUAAAAAAGGAACCCAUAACUAUUACAAAUUAAGCAAUUAGACUACAUCAAUGGAAAAAUACUGGUAGUUUUAACACUCUCACAAUGCACUUCUUAUUUGUAAAUCUCGUGUGCUUUGUAUGUGAAAACCAGACGACUCCGGGGCUCAUCUUACAGCGUAACUCCGCAUAUAUCUUCGCUACUGCGGUGGCUUUACUUGACGCAUGCUUUGGCUUUUGUCCGACUUUUCUAGGAGAAUUCGCACACACUGCAGUACAAUGAACGCAGUUGUUUAAACUAUAAAUGGCAUGACUAUAGUUAAAUUUGCCGGCACCACAUGAAAUCAAGCGAUUUAUUUAAAGUCCGAAGAAGUUGGAAGUUCCAAAAAUUAGCGGAAAAGGCUAUUUCUCAGGAAAAGAAUUUUAUUUGUACCGCAGCUAAAACUAACUACAUGACAACCAAUAAAGACUUUUUUCAUGGAAUCGGCCAUAUUGAACUUGAAAGCAAGAUUACUUCUUUUGAAUGUUGAUAGUAGAAAUCACCAUGGGGAAACAAUUGGAAGGUCAUAGGCUCAAUCGACAAUAACGUUCUAAUAAACUCUGUUGUGUUGUAUACAUGAACUUUAUUAGCUUUAUCAUUCUAAAAGGCGAACUGCUCCAAAAUACACUGUGAAUUCAAAUGUUGUAAACUUUAAACCCAAUUUGAGAAAAAGAUAUCGAUACUGUCUGUGGUAUGUUUCAUUACGACCUUCUUGAUACCUUUGCCGAUAUGAAAAGACUGAAGCCUAUGGUACGCCUCUACUGCUUUAAAUAAUAUUUUGGCAUAUUUAUGAAUACAUGAGAAAUAUAGAUAUGACACUGUUUGGCACCUAUAAUAGAGGGAUAAAUUAAAAAAUAUCUUAAUUAGGAAGUCAUAAUAACUUUAGACCUAUACACAAAGAACUUGCUUCAAUUCUAUAGUAAAUGGAACUGAAUCUCUGUGCAUUUGCUUUUAUUUUCUUCUUACAGUCUCGCUUGACUGUCGUUUAGUGCGUGUUUAUGUAAAAAAAUAAAUUGAUUGAUCGUUGAGACGGAAACCAUUCCCGUGACAGAUUUGUUACUUUUCCUGUUACAUUGAUGUUCGAGUAUUAUGAAAAGAGGAUAUCCACCAAGGCUUUGCAAUUAAUGUAGACUAGAAAACCUGCUCGAAAACUAACCUGAUU
Messenger RNA from Acanthaster planci (crown-of-thorns starfish), 2724 nucleotides. RefSeq lists its product as uncharacterized. The record is from RefSeq and is a predicted model, not a curated record. NCBI's taxonomy places the organism in Eukaryota, Metazoa, Echinodermata, Asteroidea, Valvatida, Acanthasteridae.